CGCGACUACUUGAAGAAUUCUGAAUUCGAGUCCUUCAGGCCCUGGGGUCUAUGCUGGAUGUUGGAGUCAGUGUCACGGAAGGUCUCAAUCAGGCGCUGGAAGGCAGGCAGUGCCACAUAGACGGCACCCGAUAUCUAGAACAGCAGAUUGCAGAGCACUUCACAGAAGCAAACGGGGAUUCGAGGUUGUACGUAGGGCGCGAGGGCGUCCUCCCUGGACUAAACGCCUGGCCCAUUCCCCAUGACGCCCCUUACAGGGAGAAAUUUGAUGCUGUCUUCUUAGCUAUCAUAGAGGGGGGACUUUACAACAAGUGGAUGAAGGAUAUGUUGGACCAAGCGAGGACAGAAGGUCGCCAACGGAGGCGAGAAAAAAUCCAACAGCUGCUGUCUGAACAAAAGACGGUAGAAGAAGUCCCGUCAGACUCGGGGAACAGUAACGAGGCCAAGCCCCUGGCUAUCAUUCACCUCCAGGGACCACUUAUACUCGUGUUGCUGGGAGCAGCUGCCGGGUUUAUUGUCUUUCUCUUUGAAGUCCUCUCGAACUACCUUUCGCCAAAGCAGGGAGCUGGAAGCGGUGUACUACAGAUGCAAAAGCGAUCUCUCAUUUAGAGCUCAUCGCACUCACAGUACUUAACUGUCAUGGCGACUUUGUUGCUGCAUUGAAAAAUACUGUCGUUCAAGUCACUUUCGAAGUACAUUUAGAUGAUUCCAAAUA
Macrobrachium nipponense is the source of this 714-nucleotide messenger RNA. RefSeq lists its product as uncharacterized. The transcript is spliced from 3 exons. The record is from RefSeq and is a predicted model, not a curated record. Lineage: Eukaryota; Metazoa; Arthropoda; Malacostraca; Decapoda; Palaemonidae. Bases 51 to 608 code for a protein of 185 amino acids.